Messenger RNA from Nerophis ophidion (straightnose pipefish), 3968 nucleotides. RefSeq names its product gamma-aminobutyric acid type B receptor subunit 1-like. Lineage: Eukaryota; Metazoa; Chordata; Actinopteri; Syngnathiformes; Syngnathidae. The record is from RefSeq and is a predicted model, not a curated record. The transcript is spliced from 6 exons. Bases 16 to 615 code for a protein of 199 amino acids.
UGUGUUGGCCCUGCAAUGAGGUGGCGACUUGCCGCAAACUCUAAAAGGACAAGAGGUGGAGCCAUGCAGGCGGCGCCAUUGUUUCUUCUGCUUCUCGCCGCUCUUCCAUCGCUUGUGGUGCCCAUACAUAAUUCAUCAGCCAAAGGCUGUGCCAUCAUCCGGCCUCCGAGAGAUGGAGGGAUUCGAUACAGAGGCCUGACGCAAGAGCAGAUCCGCAGCGUGGAUUUCCUGCCAGUGGAUUAUGAGAUCGAGUACAUCUGCAGGGGGAACCGGGUGAUCCUGGGACCCAAAGUCAGGAAGUGUUUGCCCAACCGCACGUGGACGGACAUCUCACAACACAGCAGAUGUUUGUUGCUGUGUCCUCGCGUGUGGACGUCUUUGGAGAAUGGUCAGGUGACGGCAAAGCCGCCAGGGCAGCCGGUGGAGGGCACGGUUCUGCAUUACAGGUGUCAUGGCGGCUUCAUCCUGGAGGGCAGGAACGUCAGCCAUUGUACCAAACUGGGGAAGUGGGAUGCUCCCAAACCCAUCUGCCUCUAUGACAAAAACGACACAGGUAAGACACUUUGCCUUGUAAUUUUAUUAUACUUUAUUAUUGUUCAACACGCAGUGCAGUAGCUGUGAGUGAUUAUCUUAACCACGAGAGAGCAGCGUCGGUCUAUUUGACGCUGGAGGUAACUGUCCAUCAGGGGGCGUUGUGAGCCUUCAGUAGAGACACACUGGAAUCAGUCAGGAAAACGUUUGUUAAAUGGUUUAUGUUAGGAAAAUUAAUAUUAUCAUUUUGACUUAGUAUUAGGAUGUUUUUCCUUUAGUAUAAGUACUAAUCAAAGGAUGUAAAUCAUGGGUGUCCAAAGGCUGACCUGCAGCAAUUUUUUUACAACACUAUUAGAAAUGUGGUAUACUCUAAAAGAUCAAAGAGGUGAUAUAUGAUAAUAAUAAUAAGUUGCAAUGUUGAUGCUAAUGACACAAAAAGCUGCCAUGCGGACUUCUUUUUCUUUAAAACUGACAUUGCUCAGGAAUUAAGAGGAAAAUAAGACAUUGAACAAACAAAAAAACAUAAAAAUAGUAAAAACUUAUAAUUGACGGACAGGUUAGAUACUUGAGUGCUGAAAGUAAAUAAAAAAAGUGUAUGAUUUUUUUGUAUUCUUUGGGCAGCACGGUUAGUGUGUCUGCCUCACAAUACGAAGGUCCUAAGUAGUCCUGGGUUCAAUCCCGGUCUCGGGAUCUUUCUGUACGGAGUUCGCAUGUCCUCCCCGUGACUGCGUGGGUUCCCUCCGGGUACUCCGGCUUCGUCCCACCGCCAAAGACAUGCACCUGGGGAUAGGUUGAUUGGCAACACUAAUUUGGCCUUAGUGUGUGAAUGUGAGUGUGAAUGUUGUCUUGUCUAUCUGUAUUGGCCCUGUGAUGAGGUGGCGACUUGUCCAGGGUGUAGUCCGCCUUCCGCCCGAUUGUAGCUGAGAUAGGCACCAGCGCCCCCGUGACCCAAAAGGGAUUAAGCCAGGGGUAGGGAACCUAUGGCUCUAGAGCCAGAUGUGGCUCUUUUGAUGACUGUAUCUGGCUCUCUGAUAAAUCUGAGCUGACGUUGCUUAACACGAUAAGUAAUGAAUAAUUCCACUUUUAAUCACAGUGUUAAAAAUAAUGUUAAAAAUAUAAAACAUUCUCAUGCAUUUUUAGUCCAUCCAGCCGUUUCUAACGCACCUGUUAGAGAAGUUGCGUUAACGAUAAGAAGUUAUUUAUUUAUUAUUGGUUAGUGUGGGGCUUGGCCUCCUGGGGGUUCUUCAGACCCCCAAGCACCGACAUUAGAGCCUGUUUCAGGGUUACAAUAUUGUUUUAUUUUUCAAAAAGUCUCUCAGUUGCUUUCCAGCAAUAGUAUUUCCAGCCCCAACCCAGUCUCUCCUCCUGGCUUCUGCUUAUAACAGAGCGACAGGUGAUUAGAUAACAAGGCCCAGGUGGGCCAUAUACGCACCUGUCGCUGCAGGCCCGCAGGCCACGCCUCCUCCACAGUUAACUUCAGAAUAAAAAAUUUAUUACAAAGAAUAAGAGCCCUAAUAUACUCUGUAAAUGUUGGUCUUACUUAGAAAUACAUGUGUUUAGUUGUGUUCAGUGUUAAAAAAAAUAUUAUAUGGCUCUUACGGAAAUAUAUUUUAAAAUAUUUGGCUUUUUGGCUCUCUCAGCCAAAAAGGUUCCCGACCCCUAGAUUAAGCGGUAGAAAAUGGCUGGAUGGAUGGACUUUUAUAAGUGUGCCCUAUUGGAUCCUCAGGAAUUUUGUGUUUUCGCCAUAAAAAAAAGGAUGUUUUCAAAAAGGGCAUAACACAUUGAAAAAAAAGCAGUUUAUAUUGACAGACAUUAAGUCGAUUCAAAGAUUUAAAUGUUGACAAAAAAAAAGCUACAAAUAAUAAAUAUAUAUGACUUAUGACUGAGAUCGUUCUGGGACCAAAGUUGAAGGAAGCCUUAAAGGUUACAAAAAUCUGUAUUUUGUAUUAGUUUUUACAUUUAAAGAUAUCAUGUUUUGAUUUUUCAGUGUGCAACUUUUGGUGGAAAAAGUGUGGUCACACCUGACGUACAUGAAUAUUAAGCAACAGCAUACACAAUUUGGUGAUCUAAUAGAUUAUUAUAUACAAUAUCAACAUAUGUUUUGGGAUAGACCUUUUCAUCAAUCAUUUAGUCAUUUAGGUUGGACUGGAGUCCCUUGAAAUUUGUCAUUGGAGAAUUUUUCCUUUUUGGGCAAUUAAAGACGGUGUUCUGUCUGUAAAGUUAUGCUUGGAGGAGUUUGGUGAAGAAGAACUGAGAACGGUGACCUCAGAUAUCACAAAGGGACAAUAGAAUCUCUCAGACAAACUCAAAACGAUAUUAAACAACCUGUCAUACUUACUUCCUGUGGGUGGAAUGGCCACAUCCGGCCUGCCACUUCAUUUAAUUUUGCCCGCUAAACCAUGGAAUUAUUACAUGUCAAGAAAUUACUUCAUUUUUUACUUAAUGUAUUUGUUCUUUCUAUUUUGACGUUUUUUUUUAAAAUAUGAUCUAUUAAUGCAACAAAUUCUGUAAAAAACGUAUAUAUAUAUCACCUAAUAAUACAACAAAUGUUAUAAAAAAGAAAUAUCUAAUAAAACAACAAAUGUUAUAAUAAACUUAAAUAUUAUCGAAUAAUGCAACACAUUUUAUAAAAAACUUAGAUUAUCCAACAAUACAACAAAUGUUAUAAAAAACUUAAAUAAGAUCUAAUAAUGCAACAAAUGUUAUAAAAAAUAGAUAUUCUAUAAUACAACACAUUUUAUAAAAAAAAAUCUAAUAUAAUAAUGCAACACAUUGGAAAACAAACUAAAUAACAACCUUAAAUUUAUUACCAAAUAAUACAACAAAAAAUGUAUCAAAAAAACAAACCUAAAUAUAUUAUCUAAUACAACAAAUGUUAUAAAAACUCAAAUAUCUAAUAAUUCAACACAUUUUAUUAAAAAAAACCUACAUUUAUUAUUGAGUAAUACCACAAAUGUUCUAAAAAAAUUAAAUAUUAUAUAAUGCAACAAAUGUUAUAAUAAAACUAAAAAAAUAUCUAAUAAUGCAACAAAUGUUAUAAAAAAAAACCUUAAUAUUAUUGAAUAAUGCAACACAUUGUUAAAAAACCUUAAAUAUAUUACCUAAUAAUACAAUAAAUGAGGCUUCACGGUGGCAGAGGGGUUAGUGCCACAGUGAAAAAAAAACAAAACAAAAAAAAAAAACCUUAAAUAUAUUACCUAAUAAUACAACAAAUGAGGCUUCACGGUGGAAGAGGGGUUAGUGCGUCUGCCUCACAAUACGAAGGUCCUGCAGUCCCGGGUUCAAAUCCAGGCUUGGGAUCUUUCUGUGUGGAGUUUGCAUGUUCUCCCCGUGAAUGCGUGGGUUCCCUCCGGGUACUCCGGCUUCCUCCCACUUCCAAAGACAUGCACCUGGGGAUAGGUUGAUUGGCAACACUAAAUUGGCCCUAGUGUGUGAAU